AUGCCCAUGCUCCAGCUCCCGACCCCACCUCGUCUGCGCGAAGCCGAACAAGCAUUGGAGCAAGCCCUUCGCUAUGACUUGGUGAACACGACCCUGCUCCGUGAGCUCAGCAAUGAAUUUGUGGCGGUGGAUAAGCUGGAAGCGGCCGAGUCGCUCUUGCGCGGGUCCCUCUUGGCAGGCGACUCGUCCCUCACCCGCAAGACCCUGCAGGAUGUGCUGGUGACCCAUAACUCCACGUCCACCGGAUUGGAGCAGUACAAAAAGGUGGUGGAAGGGUGCAGCAGCAUGGGCGACCGCGCAACGUUGCUGGCUCGGUGCGCGAAUUUGCUCAGCAUGCUCGGUCGACUGGAAGAAGCAAAGGAAUAUCUCGACACAACAUCAGCAACAAGGAGCGACAAGGAAGCGUUCAUUGGACGUCAAGUGCAACAAUACCACCAUCGCGUGGACGGACCAUAG
Aphanomyces astaci is the source of this 456-nucleotide messenger RNA. RefSeq lists its product as hypothetical. Gene Ontology annotation, molecular function: protein binding. Lineage: Eukaryota; Oomycota; Saprolegniomycetes; Saprolegniales; Verrucalvaceae. The coding region runs from base 1 to 456 and encodes 151 amino acids. The record is from RefSeq and is a predicted model, not a curated record. The transcript is spliced from 3 exons.